AUGCCUAAAAUGGGUAGCUCUAAAGUGAGGACGGGUUGUGUAACGUGCAAGAUCCGAAAGGUGAAAUGCGACGAAGGGAAGCCGCACUGUGAGCGCUGUGUGUCUACUGGCCGCAAAUGCGAUGGAUACGCGCCGGUUACUACGACCCCCUCCACCCUAUCGUGGCAUCGCCCGCGUAAUAUGUUUCCCAACGUUGAUGACGCUAGAGAAAGGCGGGCUUUGGAGUUCUUCUGCCGGGCUGCCGGGCCCUCUUUAUCGGGGCCCAUGGAUCCUUACUUCUGGACUCACCUGGUGAUGCAGUUUAGCGGUUUCGAGCCAGCGGUCAGGCACUCAAUUGUUUCCAUCAGCUCUCUCUACGAGCAAGUGCGCGCUGCCCCAGAAUCGAUACUGCGGUUGGCCGACAACAGGCUGGCACUCAGCCAUUAUAACUUGGCGAUCCGGGAACUCAAGUCAAUGAAUAAUGAGCCCCUGGUGUUGAUGGUAUGUAUUUUAUUUAUAUGUAUAGAGAUUCUGCUAGGAAACAGGGAAGCUGCUAUUCAGCACUGUAAGCACGGGGUUGUCAUCCUGGAGAACGUUGAAGCAUCUUACCCCUGGACGAAAAAGUACCUGUCCCCGAUCUUUCGACGCCUCACGCUUUUCCCCUUCUUCUUUGGUUCAGGUAGCGCUAGCUUCCCCAAGCUCCUUGGAUUGGACGAUCAGAUGCCGGCCUCGUUUUCCUCCAUGGAGGAAGCGCAGUAUUACCUAGACGGCAUCGUGACUAGAACUGUUGGUCUGGUCCGGCAAGGUGAUUCCUAUCGUCUUGGGAAUUUGCGCUCUAAACCCGUACCAUCAGAGCUUCUUUCACAGCAAGACACGAUUAGAAGUGCGUUGAAUCAAUGGCAAUCCCGCUUUGCGGAUUUUCAGAAUGAGGCUCCUUCCCGUCCGAGGCCAGAUGAGAUGCUUUGCAACACUCUUCUACGAUAUGAGAUCGCCCAGAUUUGGGUAGAGACUGCAUUCGAGUACGACGAGACGGCAUACGAUCGGUAUCUCGAUAGGUUCCGCUGGAUGGUUUCCGAAGCGGCUAAUAUUUACUUGUCAAGGAUAUCUGAGGGCGAUACAACAUUGCAGGAAACACCAAAAUUCAUCUUUGAAAUGGGGUUUAUACCACUACUUUACUACGUUGUUAUCAAGUGCCGAUGUCUGGAAACCAGAAUUCAAGCGCUUUCGUUAAUGAAAAUGCUGGGGGUUGUUAGAGAGAACCUCUGGGAACUCUCGUCAAUGCAUGCGGCUGGCCGACGUGUCAUCGAAAUAGAACACGCAGUAUUACUAGAUAAGCAGGGCCAGAUCUCGACGAUGCCUGGCUGGCCGGGCCUCCCCCCUGACGAGAUGAGGGUCCGAGAUUCUACCACCAGCCCUCGACCGUUCGUGAAUAUUGAUGAACAAGGUCAAGAAACUCGGGGGCGGAUGGCGGGUUUCUUUAGGCGGACUAUCGACGGGAAUAUCUAUCUUCAGUCCGAAGUUAUUCUUGAGACGUAGCGAUGAUAUUUGAAGUAAUAAAAGAUGCAUAACACUAAACCCGAAACAUAGGGAUAAGGGGCUUUAGCCACAAUAAUCCUCUGGUUCCUGUUUGGUACUUAGUAGGCGAAUAAAAUGCUUACUUGCCUACAGAAUUUUCCUAUUAUAUACCUGCGGUCUCAGUUACAUGUUUGACUGCUGCUCAGUCGUACUAGGACAUGUGCGGCUACCCGGGGGCGGAGCCAAAUACCAUGUUUCUAGUCAUCCUUUGGUCGUUGAUUGGCUAGUUCGGAUUAUGGAACUCAGCCCACGAUACCAUUCGUUAACCUCAGCUAGAAAAGGAGGAAAGAAGGCUGCAGCUAGAGAUGAUAAAACGACGUUGGAGUCCAGUAUGUCUUAAGUUGGUGAAUCUUAAACUCAUCGACGCACAAUACCUCGACCUGCCAUCCAACGUAUUCUCCCUCCAACCCACCCACACCAGCAAUGACAAUGGCGAUGCCAACUCCAACACCGACGUCUGAGACCUUAAUCAAUUAUUUUCAUGGGGUGGUCAGACAAGCGACGGCAGUGGUGACGAACACCCCAACGGCUACUGGCGUAGAUUUCAUGACGACUCAGCAU
Hypoxylon fragiforme is the source of this 2115-nucleotide messenger RNA. RefSeq lists its product as uncharacterized. Bases 1 to 1515 code for a protein of 504 amino acids. Gene Ontology annotation, molecular function: DNA-binding transcription factor activity, RNA polymerase II-specific; zinc ion binding. The record is from RefSeq and is a predicted model, not a curated record. Gene Ontology annotation, biological process: regulation of DNA-templated transcription. The transcript has 3 exons. Lineage: Eukaryota; Fungi; Ascomycota; Sordariomycetes; Xylariales; Hypoxylaceae.